This is a messenger RNA of Anthostomella pinea, 969 nucleotides long. The record is from the annotation of a GenBank genome assembly. NCBI's taxonomy places the organism in Eukaryota, Fungi, Ascomycota, Sordariomycetes, Xylariales, Xylariaceae.
AUGACUACCGCAACCUUCAGACAUAUCGACACCUCGGCACAGCCGCCCAACACCAAGCCCUGGUCCAAAGUCGACGCCGACGCCUCCUCCUUCCGCAUGGCGCCGCACAAGCGCUCGGUGCAGGACCUUCGGGGCCAGGAAUCCGCCUUCACGACCGACAACGCGGGCUUCGCUGUGCGCGUCUCGCCGUCGGCCACCACACCACAGACCUUCGACUCGGACGCCAAUGUGCGCCAGUCCUAUUACCCAGAGAUCGAGGCCCUUCUGCGGGCGCAGCUGCCCGGCGGCGACGCAAUCAAGAAGAUCGUCAUCUUCGACCACACCAUCCGUCGCAGGACACCUGAUGCGCCCCGCGCGCCCGUCCAGCAGGUCCAUGUCGACCAGACGCCCGGGGCGGCCGAGGUGCGCGUGCGCAGACACGUGCCGGAUGCGGAGGAGGCGGAGGCCCUGCUGAGAGGCCGGUACCAGAUCGUCAAUGUGUGGCGGCCGAUCGCGAACCCGGCGUCUGACUUCCCGCUCGCGGUCAUCGAUUGGCGGUCCACGGCGCCCGAGGACUUCGUGCCUGUGGAUCUGCUGUACCCGAAGCGGGCUGACUCGGUGAUGGAGGGACAGGAGGGCCAGCAACAACAGCAGGAACAGCAGCAACAGCAGGGCCAACAAGACGACGACCGCGGCAAGGAGGUCCGGCCUGAGGAGAGCAAGUGGUUCUCGACCGAGGGCUACGAGGUGCGCGGCGAGACGCUGGCCGUGGCCGCGAGCCCGGCGCACAAGUUCUACUACCAGCGCGACAUGUCGCCCAGUGAGGUGAUGCUUCUUAAGUGCUACGACUCGUGGGGCGAGGGCGAGCCGAUGGGCAGGCUCGGCGUGGCGGUCCGGACGCCGCACACGGCGUUUGAGGACCCGGCGACGCCGAAGGAUGCGCCCGGCAGGCAGAGCAUCGAGGUGCGGUGUCUGGUGUUUUACGAGUAG